CGCGCGCGUUGCGAAAACCCGAUACUUCUUUAGCGUAUAAAAAUUCCCUAAUUCCUUAUCAAUUUUUAUAGAGCUGGCAACACCGCAAUCCCCCAAUCGGCCUUGCGAGUCGCGACUCGCGAGUCGCAUGUUGCGACAGUAACCGAUCGCGCGAAGUGACGCUCUGACGUCAACAAUGUCAGAAGACACUAAAUUUAGUUUAACGGACAACUUCGACUACGAAAGGUCCACGCAAUUAACAACUAAAAAAUUAAUAGCGGCCAUCAAAACGAGAAACGCUUUGUGGGACCCCAAAGCCUGCAAUUACAACAAGAGAGGCUUUUUGCGAGGACUAUGGGACGAGGUGGCUACAAUAAUGCAUAUGAAUGAGAAUACUUGCAAAACAAAAUGGAAAAACCUCAGGGACUCGUUUAUUCGGGAAUUCAAAAAAUACAAGGUGAAAUAUAAUAAAUGUGGUAAGAAGGUGGGAGAACCCAGGUGGGUUUACUAUAAAGACCUGAAAUUUUUGACCAGAAUCAUAAUGAAGGACAAUCAAGUACGUGAUGAUGAUGAUGAUGCAGAAUAUGAUACAAUUGGCAUAAAAGAAGAAAUUCUGUCAUUUACUGAAGAAGAGUCAAAUGAGACAAAUCAUUUUGACAUUAAAAUUGAAGUGGAUGAACCUGAGCCAAAAAAAUUAAGGAUUGAAAAUAGUGGUCAAACAAAUACAAUCCCACCAGUACCUGAUGAAAGUAUGGAACAAAAUAGCGACUAUUAUUUUUUGAUUAGUUUGUUACCAUACAUGAAAAAAAUACCUGAAGAGAAAAAGUUACUUGUUAGAAAUAAAAUACAGAAUGUUAUACUAGAUGAAGAGAAUACUUGCAAAACAAAAUGGAAAAACCUCAGGGACUCGUUUAUUCGGGAAUUCAAAAAAUACAAGGGAGAACCCAGGUGGGUUUACUAUAAAGACCUGAAAUUUUUGACCAGAAUCAUAAUGAAGGACAAUCAAGUACGUGAUGAUGAUGAUGAUGCAGAAUAUGAUACAAUUGGCAUAAAAGAAGAAAUUCUGUCAUUUACUGAAGAAGAGUCAAAUGAGACAAAUCAUUUUGACAUUAAAAUUGAAGUGGAUGAACCUGAGCCAAAAAAAUUAAGGAUUGAAAAUAGUGGUCAAACAAAUAUAAUCCCACCAGUACCUGAUGAAAGUAUGGAACAAAAUAGCGACUAUUAUUUUUUGAUAAGUUUGUUACCAUACAUGAAAAAAAUACCUGAAGAGAAAAAGUUACUUGUUAGAAAUAAAAUACAGAAUGUUAUACUAGAUGAAGGUGAAUAA
This is a messenger RNA of Brassicogethes aeneus, 1306 nucleotides long. The record is from the annotation of a GenBank genome assembly. NCBI's taxonomy places the organism in Eukaryota, Metazoa, Arthropoda, Insecta, Coleoptera, Nitidulidae.